GAGUGCUUUUUGGACGGUUUCUAUCGUCCAGAGCACAACUUGGACGAUGGCAGAGAAGAAGGAAGCAGUCCAAAAUCUCGAACUGCCUGUCGCCGAGCGCACAGAUGCGGAGACGCGGCGGUGGACGACCACCCGCGUCGAGCUCUGGGCAUUUUAUGUCUAUUACAUCGGCAACAACGGCCUCUCUGGCUUUAACUUCGGACCAUCUCAGUUCCAAAACCUGCUGUUCCUUGCAGGCUAUGACCCCAGUCAACCCCCCUUUACUGCUCCUUGCGGGACCGGCACCGACUGUGUGCUGCCGUAUCUGGGACGUGUCCGAGACGUAAAUUCCAUCGUCUUACUCACGAAUGGCAUCAGCUUCGCGCUGCAGGCUGUCGUCCUGCUCAUCAUCGGCGCAUGGGCAGACUAUGGCACCUGGCGACCAAACAUCACUAUCUUCUUUACAAUACUCGCCGUCGCAGUAUCCUUCGCGUGGCUAGGUGUUGAGGACCCAUCAAGAUGGGAAGCGGGUGUUGCAUUGUACAUCCUCGGCCUAAUCACUUACCAGUGCGCACUGACGUUCUGGACGGCUGCGUUCCCCGGUCUGGCUAGGGAUCUGCCCAUUGUACAGGAGUCGGCUGCCCAGGUCGAUUCGGGCAAGAAGAGCGUAGAAAAGCAUGCGGACUUAGAGUCCAUGGAGAGGAACCGCAUCUCCAACGUUUCCUUUGCCGUAUCUUCUGCCGGCGAGAUCAUCAUCCUCGCCAUCAUGGUCGGCAUUCUCAAAGGCCUCAAGUCCGACGCGAGCACCGAGAACAACACCAAAGCGUUUAGUGCACUCAUUGCGUUCUCCGGCGGCUGUUGGCUGUUGUGCGCCUUACCGUGGUUCUUCUUGGAGCGGCGGCGUCCGGGUCUUUCUCUGCCUCCCGGCGUGUCCAUGUUGACCAUCGGCUUGAAGCAGACGUAUAUCGCGCUUCGCGAGUGUAUGAGACUGAAGCAGACGUUCCUGUAUCUCAUCUUUUACUUCUUGAUGGGUGACGUACUGAACACAACAGUCACUGUGAUAGGAACACUACAGAAUAGCGUGGUGUCAUACUCGACCCUCCAGCUCACGCUUCUCCUGAUUGUCGGCAUUGUGACGCAAGGGCUAGGCAUAUACUUGUUCUGGCUCGUGCAGAAGCGAUUCCAGAUCCCGACGAAGACGAUGCUUUGUUUCAAUGUGUUCUGGAUCCUUAUCCUCACCGUCUGGGGUCUCAUUGGGAUUCACACCGACAAGUUCGGGUUCAAGCAUGUCUGGGAAAUCUGGUUGUACCAGGCCUACUACGGCCUCAUGGUCUGCCCUUGGUAUGCAUACAGCCAGACCAUGAUCAGCGAAGUCUCCCCGUUGCCCCAAAUGUUCCUGUUCUUCGCGCUCUUUUCCGUCGUGGGGAAGACUUCAGCCUUCAUCGGGCCCCUAGUGUCCUCAGCCAUCAUCACUGCGUCCGGGAAUAAUGACAACUAUCCUUUCGUAUUCCUGUUCACCCUAGGGGCGCUAAGCACGGCCUUCCUGUACUUCGUGGACGUCCAGAAGAGCAGGAAAGAGUGCGAGGAGUUCAUUGUUGCCGAAGCCAAGCGCGAGGCGUUCGCGGACGCCGUGCCGUGAGACCUCCGCAGCGCCUACCCAAAUAGCGCAGUGCUUACUACGCUGCCCUUGUCCCACUCGUUCGAGUUCGGACACACUCAGCCUCGUUGCGUUUCUAUAUCUUUGCGAAGGAACCCUAGAUGAUCUCAU
Dichomitus squalens LYAD-421 SS1 is the source of this 1747-nucleotide messenger RNA. RefSeq names its product MFS general substrate transporter. The transcript has 16 exons. The coding region runs from base 47 to 1618 and encodes 523 amino acids. The record is from RefSeq and is a predicted model, not a curated record. Lineage: Eukaryota; Fungi; Basidiomycota; Agaricomycetes; Polyporales; Polyporaceae.